CGCCGCUUCACGAGAAAAACAUAUCCGUUAUCUUUCAGACUUGUUUACUUACUCAAGUGAAAAUCCAACCAGGGAAAUUAGUCGCAGUAUACACACCCAAAUGUACGGUUGGUCAAUCUCCAAACAGCGCAACCAUAUAUUCACUGCUCCGCUCUGAUCGUGUCAGCCCUGCUUGAUCCCAAAACAAUGUAAAAGCCUUGAUCAAUACCCCACUGAGCCAUUAGUAUACGAAAAACCUUACUCCCAGGUCCUUAUAACACAUCUUGGGCACAUGCUUACAUUACCUACCCAACCACUUCAGCUCUGAUAUUACCAAUACCAGCACCAUGUCCGACCAGUAUCAAUCAGACGCCCCUAAAGCAUUCUUCUCACCUCUAGACUUCGGCGCAAAAACUUCAGACAAACCUGCCGUUAUCAUCUCUACAUUCAUUUCUACCUCCAAUUCUCGAGCAGCUUCACCACAACUACCAACCGCAUCGCACAGUAGCGCAUCAGCACCGUCUUCCUCUAUUUCUGCCUACAUGCAAACUGACAAGGGAAUUCACUACAAGGACGAAAGAGAAAAGGCCAAGAACGGGAAUGUGAUCACCGCUACGAAAGAACCAUGUGUAGAAUGUAGCGGCAAGAUAGUUUGGGUAACAAAGGGGCAGUGGUUGAUGGUAUGCCAGUUGUGUGGCGAACCGCAGUAGGGUUAAACUGUUGGAUGUAGAGAAGUGGGUUGUGAACGGGGAGUCCAGGAUAGCUAAGGAAGAAUGGAAAAGGAAUGAGCGAAGAACAUCCUUAAGGAAACGACUGGAGAAAUGCAUGAAACAUG
Molecule: messenger RNA, 814 nt
Organism: Alternaria alternata
Lineage: Eukaryota; Fungi; Ascomycota; Dothideomycetes; Pleosporales; Pleosporaceae
Exons: 1
Coding region: 327-689 (120 amino acids)
Source: RefSeq, a predicted model, not a curated record